Messenger RNA from Pogona vitticeps (central bearded dragon), 659 nucleotides. NCBI's taxonomy places the organism in Eukaryota, Metazoa, Chordata, Lepidosauria, Squamata, Agamidae. The record is from RefSeq and is a predicted model, not a curated record.
GGAUCUUAUCGAGCUGCCACUGGUGUAAAGAAGUGCCCGCGCGAUGCUGGUCGGAGCGCUGACCCACCGAGUGGCCGGGUGCAAGAAGGUGCCAUCCACUUGCCAAGGGCGCCGGUGCUUCUGGGGAUGGCUAAACAGCAUUUUCAACAAGGUAGACUAUGAACGGAUCCAGGCAGUCGGUCCGGACCGGGCUGCUUCCGAGUGGCUUCUCCGCUGUGGGGCACUGGUACGUUACCACGGAUUUGAUAAAUGGCAGCAAGAUUACAACGGACUCCCUUCCGGGCCAUUAGGAAGAUAUAAGAUACAAGCAAUAAACGCCACAGAGUCUUGCAUCAUGUACAGAGGAUUUGAUUAUUUGGAGGGCCUGGAGAACGUGGAGGAGAUCAGGUUUUGCAAAUGCAUGUACCUUCAGGAUGAGUGCUUGCAACGGCUCAGUGAAAUCCCCAGCCUGCAGAAAAGCCUGUUGCGCCUGUGGAUCAUAUCCUGUGGGAACGUGACAGACAGAGGCAUCAUCGCCCUGCAUAAGCUCAGCAAUCUCAAAUAUUUGUUCCUGAGCGAUCUUCCUGGGUUAAAAGAAAAGGAAGCGACUACAAAGAUCCUACAGAAAACCGUACCUGCCCUGGAGCUGGAAUUAGACUUGGAAUAAAGGCGUUACCGUA